Molecule: messenger RNA, 3616 nt
Organism: Esox lucius (northern pike)
Lineage: Eukaryota; Metazoa; Chordata; Actinopteri; Esociformes; Esocidae
Gene: cdhr1a
Product: cadherin-related family member 1a
Exons: 19
Coding region: 474-3155 (893 amino acids)
Biological process (GO): homophilic cell-cell adhesion
Cellular component (GO): plasma membrane; catenin complex
Molecular function (GO): calcium ion binding; cadherin binding
Source: RefSeq, a predicted model, not a curated record
UGCACUAAAUAGGGAAUAGGGUGUUAUUUGGGCUUCAACCUAGCUUUAAGCUGCAUGGCAAGGAUGGUUCCUGGCAUGAGAGACUCCCUUAGGAGGAAUGUCUUUCUGGCAUGCGGUGUCACGGCGUUAGAUGGGGGUGACAUCUCCCAGCACCUCUCCGGUAGGGACUGUCACAUUUCAGGGUGAGAGCAGCGGGGUAGUCUAAGAUGUCCGCCGUGGCCGUGUGGUAAAGCUAAAGCAGUCGACGACGGGACGGGAUACGUCACUGGAUUAAGUCCACGCUGAGAAGCUCCUCCAGCCUCUUCCAGUGAGCUGAGCCGCUAGCGAGACGCCUGCUGUACUGUCGACACCUCCAGAAGGAAGGACUCUCCGCUCCUCCGCCCGGACUCAACCACACUGCACCCCCCCACCCGGACCCCCUCUCCACACUGUAUGAUACCCAGAAGCCUUCUUCCUUUCGCACCUCCUUAAGGAUGAAGAAUGAAAAGAAAAAAAGAGGGUCGCUUUACCUCCUUCUCUUUCUGGUUACUCUUCAUUUCUCCUGCGCAAGGCAGACCUCCGACUACGCUCCCUUUUUUUAUGACAAUGGUCCGAAAAGCUCCAACGGGAACAUGGCCCUGUUCAGUAUUGCAGAAGACACACCCGUUGGGACACUGGUAUACAUUCUGAACGGCACCGAUCCAGAAGGCGACGCCGUCCGGUUUGGCCUGACCUUUGAAAAGGGCACCAGAGAAUAUCUGAGAGUGGACCCCAAGUCGGGACAUGUUACUCUCAUUCAGGAGCUUGACAGGGAGAAACAAGGGGAAAUCUCGGCUUCUGUCAGCAUAACAGAUGGUCGAAAUAAGGUUGUCGAGACAAUACGGGUGUUUGUCACCGAUGCCAACGAUGAGAGACCAGAGUUUCAGAACCUGCCGUACGCCAUCGACGUCCCUGAGGACACCGAACCUGGAGUCAGCAUUUUUCGAGUCCAAGCCCUGGAUCGAGACAUAGGUUCUGGAGGCAGUGUCACCUAUUACUUACAGGGCAUCUCCACCACCAAGUUCACCAUUGACAACAACAGUGGGGUCCUGCGAAUCAAGCCAAACGAAACGCUGGACUAUGAGGCCUCAACAACAUACUUCGUGACUGUGUUGGCCAAGGACGGUGGAGGAAACUACAAAGGAGUGCACCAGGUGUUGACCUCCACCACCACCAUAACCAUCAACGUCCUUGACGCCCAGGACACACCCCCAUCCUUCGUGGGAGCCCCAUAUUUUGGAUAUGUCUAUGAAGUCUCGGUUCCUGGCUCGGAGAUAGUUACUGUGUUUGCUAAAGAUGGAGACGAAGGAAACCCAAAUUCAAUUCAUUAUUCUAUUGCCAAUGGAAGUGAGGGGGUCUUUACCAUCAACAGCACAAGUGGUUCCAUCACUUUAACAGCUAAUCAAGUCCAGCUGAGAAAGGAGUUGUAUGAAAUCACAGUCAAGGCUAACGAGCUGGGCCCUAACGAGGAGCUGUUGGACCAGUACGCCAUCACCGUGGUGACGGUUCGUGUGGUUGAUCUCAACAACCACCCCCCCACCUUCUACGGGGAGAACGGGCCCCAGACCAGGUUUGAGCUGACCAUGUAUGAGCACCCGGCGGAGGGCGAGAUCCUCAGAGGGCUGAAGAUAACGGUCAAUGACUCCGAUCAGGGAGCAAAUGCUAAAUUUAAACUGAGAUUGGUGGGGCCUGGUCGAGUCCUGAGAGUGGUGCCCCAGACAGUCCUCAACGAAGCACAGGUCACCAUCAUCGUUGAAGACUCGGCAGCCAUCGACUAUGAAAAGGGCAAAUCCUUAACAUACAAGCUCCUGGCUGUGGAGAUUGACACCCCAGAGAGGUUCAGUGCGACGGCUGACAUUGUGAUUUAUCUCCUGGACACCAAUGACAACACGCCCAGGUUCACAUCGGAGUUUUACGUUGCGCGCAUCGCAGAGAAUUCCCCUGGGGGCUCCAGUGUGCUCUCGGUCGUUGCAAAUGAUCCAGACUCUGGUCUUUGGGGUGACGUCAGGUAUUCCAUCUAUGGAACAGGAUCUGACUUGUUUCUCAUACACCCGUCUUCCGGCGUCGUAUACACCCAGGCCUGGGCCACCUUGGAUGCCGAGGUCAAGUCCAAGUACAACUUCUACGUGAAGGCGGAGGACACAGACGGCAAGUACAGCCUGGCGGAGGUGUUUGUCACUGUUCUGGAUGUCAACGACCACGUUCCGGAGUUUGACGGGAGUCUCGUGGAGAGGACCAUGAUCAUCGGUGCCCCUGUUAAAGUAGAGGCAGUGGACGAGGACGCGGAGUCUCCCAACAAUGUCAUCCAGUAUUCCAUUACGCAAGCCGAACCGGACAACAUCUUCGACAUCAACGCAGAGACGGGAGAGAUCAAGCUCAAGCCCUACAUCAAGUCCAUGGAGAUCGUCCAAAACAUUACCAAACAGAAGGAUUGCCGGUGGUCCCUGGUGGUUGAGGCCCGGGACAGAGGGUCUCCUUCCUUCAGUACCACGGCCGUGGUCAACAUCGACAUCACCGAGGCCACUCAACUCAAGGGGUCUAUGGCAGCCUUUUUAAUGCAAAGUAGGGACGACCCGGUGAAAGCCCUAGGCAUGGCCGCUGGUGUCAUUAGCAUAUUGGUAGGGCUGACUGUCUUGAUCUCCACCGCUAUGUUCUUGCGCAACACCAAGUCCAACCGGAUAGUGCCGGCACGACGCAUCAUCAUCCGCCGGAGACCACAGAGUGACCGCAAGCCGUGGACAUUUAGCGCGCUUUUCCGCGGCGGCGGCCGCCGGAACGACCCGUCCAACAAGUUCACCGAAGGCGAGGCAGAAUCUGGGAAUGUCGACGUCGGCAACACCUGCGGUACCCGAGGCCCCAGGUCCGUACCUCAACCCCCCAGAGCCCCCUGCCUGCCCCCCCCCGCUGGCCCCCUGCCGCCCUCCAACACCAGACCUGGUGACAGGUCUCGUCCGCGGGCACCCGUGCCCACCGUCUCCGGUGCCCUGUCCUCCAAGGCCCCUAAGAGACCCAACCGCGGUAAAGAGAGCAGCGCCAGCUCGGAGACGUCCAAGGUCCCUAUGAGCUCAGCGCUGGUCUCGGAGCUCAAAAUGAGACUGGAGCAGAAAAUGAUUGAGAGCAACUCAACCUACUAUUGAAGCCGAUAAAGGUGGUGCGCCGGCUCUCUUACCAAUGUUUGGAAAAGCAAACCGAGCCGAAGCUUUGCCCGGUCCUUAAACUACCAAGGGAGGUUUCAGACCGCAGGCUAAUUCCCUUCAGAUCUGUAUUGAUGACUUGUUUCUGAGCAGGCUCUUUUGUUAAAGCAAUGAUGAUGCACAGUUUCAUUUUAUUUAAUCAGCUCAACAUGUGUUCGUGAAUGUGUUUAAUAACAUUGAAGACUUGUGGGGAUCCAUUCAGUGAUUGGCAUAUUUAUUUAGGCUGUCUCAAGUGCCUGGCUUUGGCACUGACCAUACGUCCGUAUAGCUUAUAAGAAUUCUACUGAUUUCCCCAGAAAAUCCAUUUGGAACAUUUCCACAAUCAGGUUGGAAUAAACAGAUAAUCCAGUGUCUUCAACCAGGAUUUUUUAAAAUAAAAUUGGUAAGUGAACAGAUUUGUGUAG